Gorilla gorilla gorilla (western lowland gorilla) is the source of this 3588-nucleotide messenger RNA. It is a transcript of the gene RAP1GAP, whose product is annotated as RAP1 GTPase activating protein. Bases 307 to 2835 code for a protein of 842 amino acids. The transcript has 25 exons. The record is from RefSeq and is a predicted model, not a curated record. Gene Ontology annotation, biological process: regulation of small GTPase mediated signal transduction. Gene Ontology annotation, cellular component: cytoplasm; membrane. Gene Ontology annotation, molecular function: GTPase activator activity. Lineage: Eukaryota; Metazoa; Chordata; Mammalia; Primates; Hominidae.
GGGGAGCGGCGCCGGGGAAGGAGCGCUCCGCGGUCAUGUGACGUCCCCCUCCCCGAACUGCGGCGGCGGCGAGCGCCGGCCGCGUCUGAGCAGAGCUGCAGCGGCGGCCGCGGGCACCAGAGUGCCGAGCCCAGGACGCCCCCGGCCCAGGCCCGUGGGGUGGACAAGUCCUUCACUUCUCGCCGGAGUGUGUGGAGGAGUGAUGGGCAGAACCAGCACUUCCCUCAGGCACUAGACCUGUCACGAGUGAACUUAGUUCCCUCCUAUACUCCUUCACUCUACCCUAAGAACACAGAUCUAUUUGAGAUGAUUGAGAAGAUGCAGGGAAGCAGGAUGGAUGAACAACGCUGCUCCUUCCCGCCACCCCUCAAAACAGAGGAGGACUACAUUCCGUACCCGAGCGUGCACGAGGUCUUGGGGCGAGAAGGACCCUUCCCCCUCAUCCUGCUGCCCCAGUUUGGGGGCUACUGGAUUGAGGGCACCAACCACGAAAUCACCAGCAUCCCCGAGACAGAGCCACUGCAGUCGCCCACGACCAAGGUGAAGCUCGAGUGCAACCCCACAGCCCGCAUCUACCGGAAGCACUUUCUCGGCAAGGAGCAUUUCAAUUACUACUCACUGGACACUGCCCUCGGCCACCUUGUCUUCUCACUCAAGUACGAUGUCAUCGGGGACCAAGAGCACCUGCGGCUGCUGCUCAGGACCAAGUGCCGGACAUACCAUGAUGUCAUCCCCAUCUCCUGCCUCACCGAGUUCCCUAAUGUCGUCCAGAUGGCAAAGUUGGUGUGUGAAGACGUCAACGUGGAUCGGUUCUAUCCUGUGCUCUACCCCAAGGCUUCCCGGCUCAUCGUCACCUUUGACGAGCAUGUCAUCAGCAAUAACUUCAAGUUUGGCGUCAUUUAUCAGAAGCUUGGGCAGACCUCCGAGGAAGAACUCUUCAGCACCAAUGAGGAAAGUCCCGCCUUUGUGGAGUUCCUUGAAUUUCUUGGCCAGAAGGUCAAACUGCAGGACUUUAAGGGGUUCCGAGGAGGCCUGGAUGUGACCCACGGGCAGACGGGGACCGAAUCUGUGUACUGCAACUUCCGCAACAAGGAGAUCAUGUUUCACGUGUCCACCAAGCUGCCAUAUACAGAAGGGGACGCCCAGCAGUUGCAGCGGAAGCGGCACAUCGGGAACGACAUCGUGGCUGUGGUCUUCCAGGAUGAGAACACUCCUUUCGUGCCCGACAUGAUCGCGUCCAACUUCCUGCAUGCCUAUGUAGUGGUGCAGGCUGAGGGCGGGGGCCCUGAUGGCCCCCUCUACAAGGUCUCUGUCACUGCAAGAGAUGAUGUGCCCUUCUUUGGACCCCCCCUCCCGGACCCCGCUGUGUUCAGGAAGGGGCCUGAGUUCCAGGAAUUUUUGCUGACAAAGCUGAUCAAUGCUGAAUAUGCCUGCUACAAGGCAGAGAAGUUUGCCAAACUGGAGGAGCGGACGCGGGCCGCCCUCCUGGAGACGCUCUAUGAGGAACUACACAUCCACAGCCAGUCCAUGAUGGGCUUGGGCGGCGACGAGGACAAGAUGGAGAAUGGCAGUGGGGGCGGCGGCUUCUUUGAGUCUUUCAAGCGGGUCAUCCGGAGCCGCAGCCAGUCCAUGGAUGCCAUGGGGCUGAGCAACAAGAAGCCCAACACCGUGUCCACCAGCCACAGCGGGAGCUUCGCGCCCAACAACCCCGACCUGGCCAAGGCGGCUGGAAUAUCAUUGCUUAUUCCUGGGAAAAGUGCGAGUAGAUUCGGACGCCGGGGCAGUGCCAUAGGCAUAGGAACCGUGGAAGAGGUUGUCGUCCGCGGGGCCGCCGGCUCUGGAGGCUGCCUGCACGCGCUGUUCUCUGCUCGCUCUCAGGACGGAGGCCAUAUUGGGGACGUUGCCCCUCUGCCCCCGGGACAGGCCCCAGGGCGUGCGGGAUGGAGUGGCGGCAGCUCCGAUGGCACUCAGCACCUGCUUUGGGGCCUGUCACUGAUUGUCCCUGGGAAGAGCCCCACGAGGAAGAAGUCGGGCCCAUUCGGCUCCCGCCGCAGCAGCGCCAUUGGCAUCGAGAACAUACAGGAGGUGCAGGAGAAGAGGGAGAGCCCUCCGGCUGGUCAGAAGACCCCAGACAGCGGGCACGUCUCACAGGAGCCCAAGUCGGAGAACUCAUCCACUCAGAGCUCCCCAGAGAUGCCCACGACCAAGAACAGAGCGGAGACCGCGGCGCAGAGAGCAGAGGCGCUCAAGGACUUCUCCCGCUCCUCGUCCAGUGCCAGCAGCUUCGCCAGCGUGGUGGAGGAGACGGAGGGUGUGGACGGAGAGGACACAGGCCUGGAGAGCGUGUCAUCCUCAGGAACACCCCACAAGCGGGACUCCUUCAUCUAUAGCACGUGGCUGGAGGACAGUGUCAGCACCACUAGUGGGGGCAGCUCCCCAGGCCCCUCUCGAUCACCCCACCCAGACGCCGGCAAGUUGGGGGACCCUGCAUGUCCCGAGAUCAAGAUCCAGCUGGAAGCAUCUGAGCAGCACAUGCCCCAGCUGAUGAGGCCACAGAAGCACAAGGGGAAGGUGCCGUGUCAAGCCCAGGCAGACGAGACCUCUGCCCUGAAGACCAACACCAGCCCGUGGGCUGCCCCCUGCCUCCCCACCCUCCCCAUGGCCCACCCAUCUGGGCUGUCUCUGCAGGGCAGAGCCGUCCAGACCUGGGAUCAGGGAAGCUGCUGGCAUCGUCCUCACCCCCAGCCUGGGGGUCUGGGCUGGGGCAGGGAUUGCUCAGUGGAAGCAGGACUGGGGGUCUGGCUUGCCCCUUCCCUGGGCCUCCAUCACCCCUGAGCAUCCCUCUGGACUCAGACGGAACAAGGUGGGAGAGAGAGUUUGAGACAGCUCUGUGUGGAGAGCUUAGCCUCUGGAGGCAGCACAAGGAGGAUGUGAUAUGUGGGGGAGUGAGCACUGGGUUGGGAGCCGGGUCCUGGUUUCCAAUUUGGGUUCUGCUGUGUGACUCUGAGCAAGUCACUCUCCCUCUCUGGGCAUGUCUGCUACAAAUGGACAAGAUUAUUUCAGAGGUCACUGAAGACUGUGAUUACAUGCACCUGCCCUAGAAGGUGGGAUUUUCUUCCCAGGGACCUCCCAUCAUCCUACCCUGCUUCUUGAGGUCCCUGGAGCCCCAGGUGGACUGAGGGGCAGGGAGCUGGCUGUGCCCAGUAUGCCUCCUGGACCCUCCAGUUCUGCCACAGGUCUGCCGAUGCCCUGUCCACUGCCUACACAUGACAGACAAGUAACCCCCUCAUGGGGGAUGGGGACCUACCUGGCUCCUCAGCCAGCACCCAGCUUAACCCCUGCCAUCCCAUGCUGGGCCCUCCAGGCCAAGAGUCUCAGCUGGCCGAGAGUCCAGGCCUUGCCUCCCCCGACCGCCAUGGAGGGGGCAGCCCGGCACAGCUGCUGGGAGCCCUUGUGUGUCUGGUCACACUUUUUAGGCGCCACGCCAAAGGCCAGCCUCCUGGCCCCAAUACCCAUUUUGGAAGCCCCUGUGGCCGUGUGGAUGUCGGUAACAGUUGUAUAAAAUAAAUUCUAUUUAUCGCUAUUGUA